This is a messenger RNA of Tupaia belangeri chinensis (Chinese tree shrew), 6027 nucleotides long. It is a transcript of the gene SEMA6A, whose product is annotated as semaphorin 6A. Lineage: Eukaryota; Metazoa; Chordata; Mammalia; Scandentia; Tupaiidae. The record is from RefSeq and is a predicted model, not a curated record. Gene Ontology annotation, cellular component: plasma membrane. Gene Ontology annotation, molecular function: semaphorin receptor binding; chemorepellent activity. Gene Ontology annotation, biological process: axon guidance; neural crest cell migration; semaphorin-plexin signaling pathway. The coding region runs from base 52 to 3192 and encodes 1046 amino acids. The transcript is spliced from 19 exons.
GUGCUCUCCGCAGGGUGAAGUAGAGCGAUCAAGCCUCCCCGCUGAACUACUAUGAGGUCAGAAGCCGUGCUGCUGUACCUCACACUGCUGCACUUGGCGGGGGCUGCUUUCCCAGAAGACUCCGAGCCCAUCAGUAUCUCGCAUGGCAACUAUACAAAACAGUAUCCAGUGUUUGUGGGCCACAAGCCAGGACGGAACACCACCCAGAGGCACAGGCUGGACAUCCAGAUGACUCUGAUCAUGAACAGAACGCUCUACAUUGCUGCCAGGGACCAUAUUUAUACUGUCGACAUAGACACAUCACACACAGAAGAAAUUUAUUGUAGCAAAAAACUGACGUGGAAAUCUAGACAGGCUGAUGUAGACACGUGCAGAAUGAAGGGAAAACAUAAGGACGAGUGUCACAACUUUAUUAAAGUUCUGCUGAAGAAAAACGAGGAUACGCUGUUCGUCUGCGGAACUAACGCCUUCAACCCCUCCUGCAGAAACUAUAAGAUGGACACUUUGGAGCCUUUUGGAGAUGAAUUUAGUGGCAUGGCCAGGUGCCCUUAUGACGCCAAACACGCCAACGUCGCACUGUUUGCAGAUGGGAAGCUGUACUCGGCCACGGUGACGGACUUUCUGGCCAUCGACGCGGUCAUUUACCGGAGCCUGGGAGACAGCCCCACCCUGCGGACUGUCAAGCACGACUCGAAAUGGCUGAAAGAACCGUACUUUGUCCAAGCGGUGGACUAUGGUAGCUACAUCUACUUCUUCUUCAGGGAGAUAGCGGUGGAGUACAACACCAUGGGGAAGGUGGUUUUCCCCAGAGUGGCUCAGGUCUGCAAGAACGACAUGGGCGGGUCUCAGCGCGUGCUGGAGAAGCAGUGGACCUCCUUCCUGAAGGCGCGCCUCAACUGCUCUGUUCCCGGAGACUCCCAUUUCUACUUCAACAUCCUCCAGGCCGUCACGGAGGUGAUUCGGAUCAAUGGCCGCGACGUCGUCCUGGCGACCUUCUCCACACCUUUUAACAGCAUCCCUGGGUCUGCAGUCUGUGCCUAUGACAUGCUGGACAUUGCCAGUGUUUUCACCGGGCGCUUCAAGGAGCAGAAGUCUCCCGAUUCCACCUGGACGCCCGUUCCUGAUGAGCGCGUCCCUAAGCCCAGGCCGGGGUGCUGUGCUGGCUCACCCUCCUUAGAGAAGUACGCCUCCUCCAACGAGUUUCCUGACGACACGCUGAACUUCAUCAAGACACACCCACUCAUGGACGAGGCGGUGCCCUCCAUCAUCAACAGGCCGUGGUUCCUGCGGACGAUGGUCAGAUACCGCCUGACCAAGAUCGCCGUGGACACGGCGGCCGGGCCGUACCAGAACCACACCGUGGUUUUCCUGGGAUCCGAGAAAGGCAUCGUCUUGAAGUUCUUGGCCAGGCUAGGAAGCGGCGGCGUCCUCAAUGACAGCGUUUUCCUGGAGGAGAUGAGCGUGUACAACCCUGAGAAGUGCAGCUACGAUGGAGUGGAGGACAAGAGGAUCGUGGGCAUGCAGCUGGACAGAGCGAGCAGCUCUCUGUACGUCGCCUUCUCUACCUGCGUGGUAAAGGUGCCCCUCGGCCGCUGCGAGAGACACGGGAGGUGUAAAAAAACCUGCAUCGCUUCCAGAGACCCGUAUUGUGGGUGGGCAAAGGACGGAGGUGCCUGCGCUCGCCUGGCUCCCGGCAGCAGACUGACUUUUGAGCAAGACAUCGAGCACGGCAGCACAGACGGCCUGGGAGACUGUCACAAUUCCUUCGUGGCACUGAAUGACAUUUCAACUCCUCUACCAGAUCAUGAAAUGUCUUACAACACAGUGUAUGGCCACUCCAGGUCCCUCUUGCCCAGCACCACCGCGUCAGCCUCGGCGGCUCGAGAGGGGGAUGAGUCUAGGGGAGGGAUGCCGGACUGGAAGGAUCUGCUCGCCUCACCUGACAGCACAGACCCUUUGGGGGCAGUGUCUUCCCAUAAUCACCAAGACAAGAAGGGACUGAUCCGGGAGAGCUACCUCAAAGGCCACGACCAGCUCGUCCCCGUCACCCUCCUGGCCAUCGCGGUCAUUCUGGCUUUCGUCAUGGGCGCCGUCUUCUCGGGCAUCGUCGUCUACUGCGUGUGCGACCACCGGCGCAAGGACGUGGCGGCGCCGCGCAAGGACAAGGAGCUGGCGCACUCGCGGCGCGGCUCCAUGGGCAGCGUCACCAAGCUCAGCGGCCUCUUCGGGGACACGCAGUCCAAAGACGCGAAGCCGGAGGCCAUCCUCACGCCGCUCAUGCACAACGGCAAGCUGGCCACUCCCAGCAACACGGCCAAGCUGCUCAUUAAGGCCGACCAGCACCAGCUGGACCUCACGGCCCUGCCCACGCCCGAGUCCACGCCCACGCUGCAGCAGAAGCGCAAGCCCAGCCGCGGCAGCCGGGACUGGGAGCGGAGCCAGAACCUCAUUAACGCCUGCGCCAAGGACCUGCCCGCGCUGGGCUCGCCGGUCAUCCCCACCGACCUGCCCCUGCGCGCCUCCCCGAGCCACAUCCCCAGCGUGGUGGUGCUGCCCCUCACACAGCAGGGCUACCAGCACGAGUACGUGGACCAGCCCAAGGUGAGCGAGGUGGCCCAGAUGGCGCUGGAGGACCAGGCGGCCACCCUGGAGUACAAGACCGUGAAGGAGCAUCUCAGCAGCAAGAGUCCGAGCCACGGGGUGAGCCUGGUGGAGAACCUGGACAGCCUGCCCCCCAAAGUCCCCCAGCGGGAGGCCUCCCUGGGCCCGCCGGGAGCCUCCCUGUCUCAGACCGGCCUGAGCAAGCGGCUGGAGACGCACCACCCCUCCUCCUACGGCCUUGACUAUAAGCGGGGGUACCCCACGAACUCGCUCACCAGGAGCCACCAGGCCGCCACGCUCAAAAGAAACAAUACUAACUCCUCCAACUCCUCCCACCUCUCCAGAAACCAGAGCUUUGGCCGGGGGGACAACCCGCCCCCCGCCCCGCAGAGGGUGGACUCCAUCCAGGUGCACAGCUCCCAGCCGGCCGGCCAGGCCGGGACUGUUUCCAGGCAGCCCAGCCUCAACGCCUACAACUCACUGACCAGGUCGGGCCUAAAGCGCACGCCCUCGCUAAAGCCAGACGUCCCCCCCAAACCCUCCUUUGCUCCCCUUUCCACGUCCAUGAAGCCCAAUGACGCGUGUACAUAAUCGUGGGGGAGGGGCAGGUGUGAACCAGCAGGCGUUGGGCGCCCUCUCGGCUUGGCUGGGCUCCCCACCGCCUGAGUACCCACCAGACCAAGAGGCCCUCGGCAGGGCUGAGGACAGCCAGGCCUGUGGGACACAGGGGACGUCCAAGGUGGACGCACGUUUGGUGAAGGUUGCAACGGUCGGACUCACCCCCAUCUUCUCCUUCACUCUCCCCACAUCCCCCAAGUGGGACCCACAAAAGACUUCAGUUAUCAUCGCAAACAUGAGCCAAAAGCACAUCCUCCCAGCAUCCCCCGUAUACACGCACACGUGGACACACACCACGCACACACACACACACACACACACCACAGAGGCGGACGGCAACUGUAACACUUUGUCCACGAGCGCUUGGGCAUGGCCAGGCUGGCCUCACGUUCCAAACUACAACACAAUACAUUUUUUUAAAUCAUGAAAACUUAAAAAGACAAAAAAAAUAAAGAGUUCAUUGAUCAUUCUAACUCAGACUUUAACAAUGGCAGUUUACGAUGCGCAGAUACUGUGAAAUGCCCACCAGUGUUACGGCUCUCUGUUCCAGCAGACAGGCGCCAUGCUGGGCCCCGACGGCAGAGAUUCCUGCUCCUUCCUGUUAAUGAAAUAACGCGACCGUUAACGCAGUAACCCCUUAUUUAUUGCUCACUCUGUUUUUCCUUAAGGACCCUUCCACAUAUCACCCUACGAACAACUCUUCAGAAAGCCCAUCGAAAGUAAAACUAUUUAACGUGAAAUCCAUUAACUGGAAUAAUUGAGUUUCUUUAUUUUUACAAUAAAUUCACUGAGUAAAUAAGUUGGAGCUGGAAUUCUGAGCUUUGUGUUUGGACUGUCUGGUCUGUAGCUAAAGGAAAACGUUAAGAGGGGAAUAUUUAUUUAAAUCUAUCAUUUAACUUGCUGGCUAGGUCUCUGGCCUGUGACACGCAAAACAUCCACUAGUUUAAAAGUCCUUCCAGAUCCUAACUUCUAAAGCAACCAGGAGAGAAACUUCUAGAGUGGCCCUGUGCCCCACUUCUGCCAGUGUGGCUUGUCAGUGGCUUCUACACCCUGUGAAGGCACCAGCUUGCGAUCCGCCAUCUCAUCUCACCUUGCAUGUGAGACAGCAGACAACCCCUUCGCGGUGUGAACGAAUCGAUGCGCUGGCUGCUCCCCUGCAUAAGUAAUGGUGUGCUCACACGGGUUCUUCGUGGGGUGACAUCUGUGAAUAGCCUGUUUUCCACAUGUAAAUUUGUGCCUUACACCCUGAGUUGUGUACACUUGUAAUCCGUCAUGAUCAACUCCCCCUUCGGAAAUACGUGCAGCUAUUUAUUUAAUCCCCCUCCCCCGCCCCUCCAGCCCCCUGGAAGAAGGCAGUGGUGGGGCUCGUCCCCCACCACCUGGGGACGCAGCGUGGCACCACACCCUCCAGUUUACUAUGCCUUCCGAUUGUGCCAACUCAACUACCCUUUGGCCAUGCUGCCAAGCAUGGGCCCAGUGUUGUGGGUGGUCAGCCCUGUUCUGUCUCCAGAGCCCCGCUCCCUUCCAUUCUCGGAUCUUUUCCGUUUGGGGAUGUCCUCACGGCCAGCAGGAGCAGGGUGCUAGUCCCAGCCCCAUUUCUGCUGUGUUCCCUGGCGGGAGGCCGCACCAAGUGCAGCUGGCCGGGCACCUGGAGCGGUCUCCAGGCCUGCGCUCGCACACGCAUGGUGCACGCAGAGCGGCCAUGUGAAAACGCAGGAGGCUGGUCCCUGCUGUGGUUAGCGAGGGGCUGGAAGUCCAAGGCCAACUGCGAGGGAUGCUGCAAAAACGGUGGCUAGGGCAAAAGAUUUUUUAUUAUUUUUUUAAAUUUCUUUAUCCUUUUGUUCUUAUUGUUGGGGGGUAGGGUUUUCCCUUGGCACUCAGAGGGACUUCGGUUGACUCACAGAGGCAUUGUCAGCGUGCUGUAGACCACAAGUGUUGGCUUUCACUCGCUUUUUUCAACAGUAUAACAGUGUAUUUGCUGGUCUCUCUGUCUCUUUUUUAUUACCAGUUUAAUCUCGGUUUUGUUUUUUCUUAAGAAUCAUCAUAAUAAUAAAGCCUUUCGAGCAAGACUGAGGAGGACAGUUUUGAGUUAGUGAAAAGUGGUGCCUCCCCCCGAGACCUGAGUGAGUAGGGUGAGGGUGAGGACACAGCCCUUCGUUCCCACAAUCCAUUGCAAUGUCGCUGUUGUUUGGGGUAGGUUUUUGUUGUUACUCUUUUUUUUUAAUGGAAUUAAUGUCACAAUCUGUGAAUCUGUACCUUGAAACCCAAAGCCUUUUCUAGACGCCAGGACACUGUCCCUUUGAUUUCUGUAACGGUGCAGGACCAGGACAGCAUGGGGGUGCCCUGCUUUCUGUCCCAGGCUCGACUCCCAGGAGGUCGGCUGCAGUGUCCGCCUGCCGGCCUGCUGCGUCCCCGCCCCCUUGUCUGUGGGCCGCACUGCUCACCUGUGUGGAGACCAGCGCCAAAACUCGCACCUCGUGUCCCCGCGUGCCACAGCCCCUCCCCUGCGGCUGCCGCCCCCCAGCACCACGUGCACUGACUGGUCUGCUUGGAGUACCCCUUUUCUCUCUCCCCGCCGUGUGGGGGGUCCCUAAGCCUGAGUGUGCCUUUGCUUUUACCCCCGCUAGACACUGGUAGAUGCAACGAACUCAGAGUUCUAUUUGUCGUAAAGUUGUAAAAAUAUCGUGAUGUCACCAAUUCUCCUUCCGUUUCCACAUCCCUUAACAUCCGAUUCACGACUUAAUGUAUGUUGUAAAAAAGAAGGGAAAAAAAGAAAAAAGCAAGGAAAAGGCUCUUUAUUACUUAAAA